CUUUGAUUUUUUAUUUCCCAGACUAUACAGUCAAUUGGAGGGAAGGGUUGAGCAGUUAAUUUAAUUAAGUCCCAGUGAUCGAACCUUGACGACGACGACGAAGGUGCGCACGUUAAGCCAAUCACUCUGCGCACGUUAAACCAGUAGAGAGAGAAAGAGAAAGAGAGAGAGAGAGAGAGGAGUUGUGUUGUGCCCUGUAUCUGGAUGCGACUCGAUCGGCGAUGCCUAAGAUGAAGCAUCUGCUACGAAAGCUUCACAUCGGCGGUGGCUGCAACAACGACAACCACCACCCGUCGCCGCCGCAGACGGCGGAAGUGACGCCGCCGUCGUCUUCUUCUUCGGCUUCGUUGGAAUCGGCAUUGACGAGAAUCGGAGCGGUUGAGUCGGCGGAGAAUUCGGCUGAUUUCAAUUUCUUUGAAGAGGAGUUUCAGGUGCAACUUGCCCUAGCGAUCAGUGUUUCCGAUCCCGAUGCACGCGAAGAUCCUGAAACGGCGCAGAUCAAGGCCGCCAAGCAGAUUAGCUUGGGGUGUGUGCCUUCUGAAACCCUGGCUGAAUCUCUCUCUCUUCGGUAUUGGAGUUAUAAUUUUGUGAAUUAUGACGAGAAAGUGAUGGAUGGGUUUUAUGACAUGUAUGGUUUUAAUUCAAAUUCAGACAUGAGAGAGAAGAUCCCACAUCUGCUAGAUCUCCAAGCAAUUUCUGUUUCAGAUAAUGUUGAUUUUGAAGUCAUUCUAGUGAACCGGAAUGUUGAUCUGCGUGCACAGCUUGAGGAAAGAGUGUAAUGCUGUUUCUGUGGAACACAGGUUUUGGAACAGGAUCCAAUUAUUAGUGGCUUGAUCCAAAUGAUUGCUGAUCUUGUUGUUGAUAGGAUGGGUGGUCCGGUUAGAGAUGCAGACAAAUUGUUGAAAAGGUGGUCUUUGAGGAGUCAUGAGCUGCGUAGUUCUUUGAACAAUAUUAUUCUUCCCCUUGGUUGUCUUGAUGUUGGACUUUCACGCCACCGGGCACUGCUUUUUAAGGUACUUGCUGAUAAAAUUAACCUUCCAUGUAUGCUGGUCAAAGGAAGUUACUAUACUGGUACUGAUGAAGGAGCCGUGAACGUGAUCAAAUUUGAUAAUGGGAGUGAAUACAUUAUUGAUCUCAUGGCUGCUCCAGGCACUCUAAUUCCUUCUGAGUUACCCAGUGAUCUUCAAAAUUCUGGGUUAGAUAUAAGCAGUGCAGUUUCACCUGAUCUUGAACAAGUUGCCAAAGGUGUCGGCUCAGAUUCAGUAGAAGCAUCUUUUUCAGGCAUUCAGUCAAAAGGCAAUGUAGAGCAUGUUGAUGAAGAAAAUCAAACCAAGAGGUUUGAGAAUGAUUUUGGUAAGCUUCUUCCAUUGCUAUCUAGAUCACAUGAAAGAUUGUCUGGCACUGGUGGGACAGCAACAGAUGCACAAAAAUUGAAAGUCAAAGAUGUUUCUAAGUAUGUCAUCAGUGCUGCAAAAAACCCAGAUUUUGCUCAGAAACUUCAUGCAGUUUUGGUUGCAAAACAACUAGAAUUGCCUUCUACUGAUGUUAACGCUGGACGCUCGUUACUUUCUGACACUACAGAUGAGGGAUUUGUGCUUGUUAAUUGUGAAACUAAUGAAGCGAACCAGACUGAUGAUGUGGGUGUUGUUCCUGUGAGAUUGAUUGAAACCAACAGUGGCCUGCCUGUUGCUUGCAGUGCUCACAAUGAGAGGAUUAACCCAGCGCUGGGUAAUGUUUCUGACUGGGAAAUUCCAUGGGAAGGUCUUCAGAUUGGAGAACGCAUUGGAAUUGGUUCAUAUGGCGAGGUUUACCGUGCAGAGUGGAAUGGCACUGAAGUUGCUGUGAAGAAAUUCAUGGACCAAGAUAUAUCAGGCGAUGCACUUGCUCAGUUCAAAUAUGAAGUUGAAAUCAUGUUGAGGUUGAGACAUCCUAAUGUCGUUCUUUUCAUGGCAGCAGUUACUCAUCCACCAAAUCUUUCUAUACUGACAGAGUAUCUUCCAAGGGGAAGUUUAUAUAAGCUACUGCAUCGUUCUAAUAAUCAACUCGAUGAAAAAAAGAGAAUGCGAAUGGCUGUGGAUGUGGCAAAGGGAAUGAAUUAUUUGCACACGAGCCAUCCUACUAUUGUGCAUCGAGAUCUGAAGACUCCAAACCUUCUUGUUGAUAAAAACUGGCUUGUUAAGGUUUGCGAUUUUGGCCUAUCACGUGUAAAGCACCAUACUUUUCUAUCUUCGAAUUCUACUGCUGGAACGCCUGAAUGGAUGGCACCUGAAGUUCUGAGGAAUGAACCAUCCAAUGAGAAGUCUGAUGUGUACAGCUUCGGCGUGAUAUUGUGGGAGUUGGCAACUUUACAAGUGCCAUGGACUGGGAUGAACUCAAUGCAAGUUGUUGGAGCUGUUGGGUUUCAAGGAAGACACCUUGACAUCACAGAGGAGAUAGAUCCAACAGCUGCUCAGAUAAUAAUUGACUGCUGGCAUCCCAAUCCACAAUUACGGCCCUCUUUUGGUCAGCUCAUAACCCGUCUCAGGUGUCUCCCGUGUCUUCGGCGUCCAGCUAUUCAGAAUACUCGUACUCAUUCAAUUGAAGCUAUAAAAGAAGAGUGUUGUAUCGAUAGCUGAAUGCUGCAACUUUGUAGAUGCAAAAGAACCAUAAGAGAAUAUCGGAUUGGGAAGUGUUGGUUCGUUCAAAGGGGAGGGGGUCAGCACAGCCGGUUCGGUUCAGAACAGAGUAUGUAACUAGUUAGAAAGAAAUUAAAAGAAAAUGAAAAGAAAGGAAAAACAAAAGUGUUUUGUGUUGUGUGUAGUAGUUUCAAGUUGUACAUUAGUAUAUAUUAUGUAAGAGAGUCCCUACCCUACCCCAACAAAAAGCGAAAUCUGGAGUGGAGUCUGUCUGGGGAGGUCUCAUUGAGAGGAAGCAUUUUGAGCUUCUUAAUUGUAAACAUCUGAUCUUUGCUUAGCUGUUUUGUGCAAAAUAGACCAAACAAAAAUUGAUAAAAAAAAGAAAAGAAAAGAAAAAAAAA
Molecule: messenger RNA, 3016 nt
Organism: Camellia sinensis
Lineage: Eukaryota; Viridiplantae; Streptophyta; Magnoliopsida; Ericales; Theaceae
Source: RefSeq, a predicted model, not a curated record